Messenger RNA from Hippopotamus amphibius kiboko, 846 nucleotides. It is a transcript of the gene CEBPE, whose product is annotated as CCAAT enhancer binding protein epsilon. Bases 1 to 846 code for a protein of 281 amino acids. Gene Ontology annotation, biological process: myeloid cell differentiation; DNA-templated transcription; regulation of transcription by RNA polymerase II. NCBI's taxonomy places the organism in Eukaryota, Metazoa, Chordata, Mammalia, Artiodactyla, Hippopotamidae. The transcript is spliced from 2 exons. The record is from RefSeq and is a predicted model, not a curated record. Gene Ontology annotation, molecular function: RNA polymerase II cis-regulatory region sequence-specific DNA binding; DNA-binding transcription factor activity, RNA polymerase II-specific.
AUGUCCCACGGGACCUACUACGAGUGCGAGCCCCGGGCUGGCCAGCAGCCACUCGAGUUCUCGGGGGCCCGAGCAGGGCCCGGGGAGCUGGGGGACAUGUGUGAGCAGGAGGCGUCCAUCGACCUGUCUGCCUACAUCGAGUCUGGGGAGGAACAGCUCCUCUCUGACCUCUUCGCUGUGAAGCCGGCACCUGAGGCCCGAGGCCUUAAGGGCCCCGGAACGCCCGCCUUCCCCCACUACCUGCAGCCUGACCCGAGGCCCUUCGCCUACCCCCCACACACCUUCGGCCCCGACAGGAAGGCCUUGGGGCCUGGCAUCUACAGCAGCCCAGGCAGCUACGACCCCAGGGCCGUGGCCGUGAAGGAGGAGCCUCGGGGGCCCGAGGGCAGCCGGGGGGCCAGCCGCAGCGGCUACAACCCUCUGCAGUACCAAGUGGCGCACUGCGGGCAGACGGCCAUGCACCUGCCCCCGGCCCUGGCGGCACCCAGCCAGCCCCUGCGUGUCCUCAAGGCCCCUCUGGCGGCUGCCGCGCAGCCCUGCAGCCCCCUCCUCAAGGCGCCCUCCCCGGCGGGCCCCUCACACAAGGGCAAGAAGGCCGUGAACAAAGACAGCCUGGAGUACCGUCUGCGGCGGGAGCGGAACAACAUCGCGGUGCGCAAGAGCCGGGACAAGGCCAAGAGGCGCAUCCUGGAGACCCAGCAGAAGGUGCUGGAGUACAUGGCCGAGAACGAGCGUCUGCGCAGCCGCGUGGAGCAGCUGAGCCAGGAGCUGGACACCCUGCGCAACCUCUUCCGCCAGAUCCCCGAGGCUGCCAACCUCAUCAAGGGUGUGGGGGGCUGCAGCUGA